Molecule: messenger RNA, 6807 nt
Organism: Linum tenue
Lineage: Eukaryota; Viridiplantae; Streptophyta; Magnoliopsida; Malpighiales; Linaceae
Source: the annotation of a GenBank genome assembly
CGAAUGAAUUUGCAGUUGAAAUUGAACAUGUGGAUGGCUGGCUAGAGCCUGGAAGAGAGCUUAUCUCCUUCUCCUUCAUGUUUCAAUCGAAAGUUUCCGACUUUACUUCCCAAUUCCACAACACAAAGAGGGAAGUGAACUGUGCGUUCUUGUUUUAGUGAGCGAACGGCCAUGGCUGGUCCUCCGAAACUGUGCAGCAGCAUCCAUGGCGGGAAAUCCCUCUUCCCAUUUCCCGCUUCUUCUUCAAGCUUGCUUGCCAAACCCAUCUUCCCCCUGAAUGCUUACACCGGUUCUGCCCUCUCAACUGGAGGAUUGAGCUGCAGGCACGGCUUGUGGAGAAGAGCUGGGGGAUUGAAGUGUAGAGCGACAAGCACACCAGCAUCAGUACAGCCAGUGACUGAUGGUGUGGUGGUGGAAGACAAGUCCAAGGAGAACUUGGUCAGUGGGGAUUCCAUACGCCGGAGGUUUAUUGACUUCUAUGCUUCCCGUGGCCAUAAGGUUCUGCCAAGUUCUUCUCUUGUGCCUGAUGAUCCCACAGUGCUUCUUACCAUCGCAGGGAUGCUUCAGUUUAAGCCGAUAUUCCUCGGGAAGGCUCCAAGAGAGUUUCCUCGAGCAACAACUUCACAAAAGUGCAUUCGUACAAAUGACGUUGAGAAUGUUGGUCGAACAAGUCGGCAUCAUACAUUCUUUGAGAUGCUUGGAAACUUUAGCUUUGGAGAUUACUUCAAGCGAGAAGCGAUUAAAUGGGCAUGGGAGCUUUCAAUAGAGGAAUUUGGGCUUCCAGCUGACAGUGUGUGGAUUAGCAUAUAUGAAGAUGAUGAUGAAACUUUCAAAAUAUGGCAUGAAGAGGUUGGUGUUCCUGUUGAGCGAAUAAAAAGAAUGGGUGCAGAAGACAAUUUUUGGACUAGUGGGCCAACAGGUCCUUGUGGUCCAUGCACCGAGCUUUAUUUUGAUUUUCAUCCUGAAAAGGGAAUUGGUGAAGUGGUAUGCAUUUCUCUUAUUCUGAAAUCCUACUACUUAUUUCACUGUUUACCUGGUAAUGUUGGUGUUGGUGGAACUUGUUUGCUGGUACCUUUCCAUUUCUUAUGGUUUCUCUCUCCAUUGAAUGUUGACUUGCAGGAUCUUGGGGACGACAGUAGGUUUAUAGAGUUCUACAACCUAGUGUUCAUGCAGUACAACAGAAAGGAUGAUGGAUCACUUGAGCCUUUGAAGCAGCAAAACAUAGAUACUGGGCUUGGUCUAGAGCGGUUAGCUCGCAUACUCCAAAAGGUUCCCAACAAUUAUGAGACCGAUUUGAUCUAUCCAAUCAUCCAAAAGGCCUCGGAGUUGGCAAAUGUUCCGUACCAUGGUGCUGAUGAUAAGAAGAAAAUGCAACUUAAAAUUAUAGGAGAUCAUAUGCGUGCAAUUGUAUACCUAUUAUCAGAUGGAGUCCUCCCUUCAAAUGUUGGCAGGGGCUAUGUGGCUCGUCGCCUUAUAAGAAGGGCUGUUCGAACGGGAAGGUUGCUUGGGAUAAAGGGGGAUUGUAAAGGUAACAUUGAAGGAGCAUUUUUGCCAGCCAUUGCUGAAACAGUUAUAGAAAUGAGCACUUCCAUUGAUCCUGAAGUAAAAGUGAGGGCAUCUCGUAUUAUUGGUGAGUUGCAAAGGGAAGAGCUUCGUUUUGUACUGACUCUUGAGAGGGGAGAAAAGUUGCUUGAACAAAUGUUAUCUGAAGCACUAUCAAGUGCCAAAAAAAUUGGAAGAUCGUCGUGCUUGUCUGGAAAUGAUUUGUUUCUUUUAUACGACACGUACGGAUUUCCAGUUGAGAUCACAACCGAAGUUGCUGAAGAAAAAGGGGUAGAGAUAGACAUGGAAGGUUUCUAUGUUGAGAUGGAGAACCAAAGGCGUCAAUCUCAGGCCGCACACAAUGUUGUUAAGCUUGAUGUUGAAAAUGGUGGAGAUCUUGCUGAAAUGGUUGCAGAUACAGAAUUUCUGGGAUAUGACACCCUUUCUACGAAGGCAAUAGUCCAAAGCCUAUUACUGAAUGGGAAACCAGUGUUGCAGGUUUCUGAAGGAAACGAAGUAGAAGUUUUGUUGAACAAGACACCGUUUUAUGCCGAGUCAGGUGGUCAAAUUGGGGAUCGGGGUUAUCUCUAUAUAACAGAAGAUCAAAGUGAACGGACAGCUGUUGUGCAGAUACAAGAUGUUAAAAAGUCUCUCGGCAGUGUGUUUGUUCACAAGGGAACCAUUAAAGAAGGAGUCUUGGAGGUUGGCAAAGAAGUGGAAGCCAAUGUAGAUCCAAAGUUGAGGCAACGAGCUAAGGUCCACCAUACUGCCACUCAUUUGCUACAGUCUGCACUCAAGAAAGUUAUCGGUGAGGAAACAUCACAAGCUGGUUCAUUGGUGGCUUUUGAUCGUCUCAGAUUUGAUUUCAACUUUCAUCGGCCACUUGUCGAUAACGAGCUGGAUGAAAUUGAAAGAUUGAUAAACGGAUGGAUAGGUGAUGCAACACUACUUCACACUAAAGUUUUGCCCUUGACCGAUGCUAAAAAGGCAGGAGCUAUUGCCAUGUUUGGAGAAAAAUAUGGAGAGGAGGUACGCGUUGUGGAGGUUCCUGGUGUAUCCAUGGAACUUUGUGGUGGAACCCAUGUCAACAAUACUUCUGAAAUUCGUGCAUUCAAGAUAAUAUCAGAGCAGGGGAUUGCAUCUGGAAUCAGGCGAAUCGAGGCUGUUGCAGGUGAAGCAUACAUCGAGUAUAUUAAUGGAAGAGAUUCCCAAUUGAGACGACUCUGUUCCACUCUCAAAGUCAAAGCGGAAGAGGUUACAACCAGGGUAGAUAACUUAUUAGAAGAGCUACGAGCAGCAAGAAAUGAAGUAUCAACAUUGCGUGCAAAGGCUGCAGUGUACAAAGCAUCUAUAAUUGCCAGCAAAGUGGUCUCUAUAGAAGCUUCAAGUCCAAUUAGGGUCCUAGUCGAGAACAUGGAUGAUGUGGAUGCCGAGUCGCUCAAAAGUGCAGCGGAGUAUUUAGUGGACUCACUGCAAGAUCCAGCAGCUGUUGUCUUGGGGUCCACUCCGGAUGAAGGUAAGGUUAGCCUUGUGGCAGCGUUUUCUCCAGGAGUUGUCAAAUUGGGUGUUCAGGCAGGGAAGUUCAUAGGGCCUAUAGCCAAAUUAUGUGGGGGAGGAGGCGGUGGAAGGCCGAACUUUGCUCAGGCUGGUGGUAGGCAGCCCGAGAACCUGUCCAGCGCAUUGGAAAAAGCUCGAACAGAUCUUUUAUCAGUUCUUACUGAAAAGUCAAGUCAAUAAUCAACUUUUAGAACUCUAGUAGACCUCUGCAGAAGAAUCAGUCAUCAACAACUGCUAGGCUCUACCAUGCACAUAAUUAUUUGCCCUUUUGACAAAGAAAGCAAGGAGCUACUUCCCUCACUUGGACCGUUCUUCAGCAUUUCCAGCGCGAGGAACUGGGUACUUCCCUUGUGUGUUCUGGAUAUAGCCACAACAAGCAUCUGUCAAUCGUGAAAUAUGAUCCAGUUAUUUUUUCCCCAUCUUCUCGUUGUAGAUAAUUGUCGAUGGUGAUUGUGCAGUUGCGAUUCUAGAAACGGUUGUGCUGGUCUUUAGUGGGGAAGAUCUUUGUGAUUGUUUCUACAUGCAUUAUUGUGAUGUAGGAAGAUGGAAGCUUAGUGCUAACCAUCCAGAAACAGGAUGGGCUGUCAAAGUUGUUGUGUUUGAAUAGAAUGAGACAUACUUGAUUUAGGUAACAAGCGUCGAAGAUCUUGCGGCGACACAAAUCACAAUGAAGGCGACGGAGAACUUGGUCAGUGGGGAUUCGAUACGCCGGAGGUUCAUUGAUUUCUAUGCUUCCCGUGGCCACAAGGUUCUGCGAAGUUCUUCCCUUGUUUCCGAUGAUCCUACAGUACUUCUUACGAUCGCAGGGAUGCUUCAGUUUAAGCCCAUAUUCCUGGGAAAGGUUCCUAGAGCAUUUCCUCGAGCAACAACUGCACAGAAGUGCAUUCGAACAAACGACGUCGAGAAUGUUGGUCGAACGAGCCGGCAUCAUACGUUCUUCGAGAUGCUUGGGAACUUUAGCUUUGGAGAUUACUUCAAGCGAGAAGCGAUUGGAUGGGCAUGGGAGCUUUCAAUAGAGGAAUUUGGGCUUCCAGCUGACAGAGUGUGGAUUAGCGUAUAUGAGGAUGAUGAUGAAGCUUUCAAGAUAUGGCAUGAAGAGGUGGGUGUUCCUGUUGAGAGAAUAAAAAGGAUGGGUGAAGAAGACAACUUUUGGACCAGUGGAGCUACAGGUCCUUGUGGACCAUGUUCUGAGCUUUACUACGAUUUCCAUCCCGAAAGAGGUGUCGAUGAAGCGGUAUGAUUGGCUUUCUGUACUCCUGGAAACCUGAAGCUUUUUUCACUCCUUACCUGCUAAGGAUGUGGGUUAUUACUGGAACUUCAAGUUGGAUAAGUGUUCAUGCAGUACAACAGAAAGGAUGAUGGAUCACUUGAACCUUUGAAGCAGCAAAACAUAGAUACUGGACUUGGUCUAGAGCGGUUAGCUCGCAUACUCCAAAAGGUUCCCAACAAUUAUGAGACUGAUUUGGUCUAUCCAAUCAUCCAAAAGGCCUCAGAAUUGGCAGCUGUUUCGUACCAUGAUGCAGACGAUAAGAAGAAAAUGCAACUUAAAAUCAUAGGAGAUCAUACACGUGCAAUCGUGUACCUAUUAUCAGAUGGAGUUCUUCCUUCAAAUGUUGGCAGGGGCUAUGUCGUUCGACAACUUAUACGAAGGGCAGUUCGAACUGGAUGGUUACUUGGUAUAAAGGGGAAUUGUAAAGGUAACAUCGAAGGAGCAUUCUUACCAGCCAUUGCUCAAACAGUUAUAGAAAUGAGCACUGCUAUUGAUCCUGAAGUGAAGGCGAGAGCAUCUCGUAUUAUUGGCGAGCUGCAAAGGGAAGAGCUUCGUUUUGUACAGACUCUAGAGAGAGGAGAGAAGUUGCUUGAACUAAAGUUAGCAGAAGCACUAUCAUGUGCCAAACAAAGUGAAAGAUCCCCCUGCUUGUUGGGAAAUGACGUGUUUCUCCUAUAUGCCACAUAUGGAUAUCCAGUUGAGAUCACAACUGAAGUUGCUAUAGAAAAAGGGGUAGAGAUAGACAGGGAAGGUUUCGAUAUUGAGAUGGAGGAGCACAGGCGUCAAUCUCAGGCGAAUCACAACAUUGUUAAACUUGGUGUUGAAAAUGGUGGGGAUCUUGCUGAAAAGGUUGCUGAUACAGAAUUUUUGGGAUAUGAUACCCUUUCAACGAAGGCAAUGGUCCAAAGCCUAUUCGUAAAUGGGAAACCAAUGUUGCAGGUUUCUGAAGGAAAUGAAGUAGAAAUCUUGCUGGACAAGACACCGUUUUAUGCCGAGUCAGGUGGUCAAAUCGGAGAUCAGGGCUCUCUCUAUGUUACGGGAGACCAAAGAGAAUGGACAGCAGUUGUGCAGAUCCAAGAUGUUAAAAAAUCUCUCGGCAGUGUGUUUGUUCACAAGGGCACCAUUAAAGAAGGAAUCUUGGAGGUUGGCAAAGAAGUGGAAGCCACUGUAGAUCCAAAGUUGAGGCAGCGAGCUAAGGUUCACCAUACUGCCACUCACUUGCUACAAUCUGCACUCAAGAAGGUCAUUGGGGAGGAGACAUCACAAGCUGGUUCACUGGUGGCUUUUGAUCGUCUCCGUUUUGAUUUCAACUUUCACCGGCCACUGGUCGAUGGUGAGCUGGACGAAAUCGAAAGAUUGAUAAACGGAUGGAUUGGUGAUGCAAUACUACUUCAAACUAAGGUCUUGCCUAUGACUGAUGCUAAAAAGGCAGGGGCCAUUGCCAUGUUUGGAGAAAAAUACGGAGAGGAGGUGCGUGUUGUGGAGGUUCCUGGUGUAUCAAUGGAACUUUGUGGUGGAACCCAUGUCAACUGUACUUCUGAAAUUCGUGCAUUCAAGAUAGUAUCAGAGCAAGGGAUUGCAUCUGGAAUCAGGCGAAUCGAGGCUGUUGCAGGUGAAGCAUACAUCGAGUAUACUAAUGGACGAGAUUCCCAAUUGAGACGACUCGGUUCCACUCUCAAUGUGAAAACGGAUGAGGUUACAACGAGGGUAGGUAACUUGUUAAAGGAGCUACAAGCAGCAAGAAAUGAAGUAUCAGCAUUGCGUGCAAAAGCUGCAGUGUAUCAAGCAUCCGUAAUUUCCAGCAAGGUGGUCUCUAUAGAAGCUUCAACUCCAAUUAGGGUUCUAGUCGAGAACAUGGACGAUGUGGAUGCAGCCUCGCUCAAAGUUGCAGCGGAGUAUUUAGUGGAAAAGCUGCAAGAUCCAGCAGCUGUUGUACUGGGGUCUGCUCCGGAUGAAGGGAAGGUGAGCCUAGUGGCAGCAUUCUCUCCAGGAGUUGUCAAAUUGGGAGUUCAGGCAGGGAAGUUCAUAGGGCCUAUGGCAAAACUAUGUGGUGGAGGAGGAGGUGGACGGCCUAACUUUGCUCAGGCUGGAGGGAGGAAGCCCGAGAAUCUGUCGAGUGCACUGGAGAAAGCUCGAACAGAUCUUCUAUCAGUUCUUACAGAAAAGUCAGGUCAAUAAUUUAACUUGUUCAGCUGCAGUUCCAACUUCCAACCAUGGUUGUGCUGGUAAAGAUCUCUGUGAUUUUCUUCAUUUUCUACAUGCAUUAUUGAUACAGGAAGAUGGAAGAUUAAUGCUAAACCAUCUAGACAGAAUCAAUAAGAUGGGCUGUCAAAGCUGCUGUGUGUUUCAAUAGAAUGAAACAUAGUUGAUUCAGGUAGAAAUUCUAGUACUGUUUUUUUGUACAUAAUAUUAUGAAUACAUAUCUGAAUACACUGAAC